Molecule: messenger RNA, 3603 nt
Organism: Alternaria arborescens
Lineage: Eukaryota; Fungi; Ascomycota; Dothideomycetes; Pleosporales; Pleosporaceae
Exons: 1
Coding region: 1-3603 (1200 amino acids)
Cellular component (GO): nucleus
Molecular function (GO): histone deacetylase activity
Source: RefSeq, a predicted model, not a curated record
AUGCAGAAUUCACCGCGGUCCAGCCCCGCCGCCAGGCCCGGCACUCCGCGAGGGGCGCGACAAACAAACAACGACGCGAAUCCCCUUUCACACCCCCUCAAACGCCUGUCCCUGCAUUCCGCCUCGAAUACCCCACUACCGCAGUCUCCCGCUCUGAAUUCACCUCGAAGUUCAGCUGAUCUCCGCCGGACGCCUUCGACCCCCAACUUCAAGGCGAAUGCCGUCCAACGCAGCCCAAGUGUAGCAAGUUUCCGUUCUUCGACACCCGCCUUGGGACGCAAGUCGUCGACCUCUUCCCUCCGCGGCGACCCUCCUCGGCCGGGCACUUCUGCAUCCCGCCGCUCGUCCUUCAACCCAAAUAUGCAGGCACCCAUGCCCAAGAGCCCGCUAGGCCCCACGUAUGUAGAGGAGAAGCCACCACUGCGCGCAUGUGAUGUUGCCGAAGACUACUUCAAGAAGGACAUGGCGCGACAUGAGGGUAUGGCAGGCGCAGUCAAUGCAGGCACCAUCGUCAUCGUACACGACCAAUGCUACGGCCAUCGCUUUUCGCGGCCCAAGACACCCAGGAGCCACCUCAGCUUGAUCAUGGAGCGACCAGAGAGGAUAUUGGCAAGCGUUUUGGGUAUUUCAGCAGCCUACGUGCGACUGGGCGAGCGCCACGCCGAGGGGGACAAUCCACCGCAUCCGCACUACAAUCCGCCCGAGCGUAUCCCAUUCAAGAUCCGCAAGACUUCCCGAGCAGUCGAUAUCACCUCACAGGUCGUCACCAACGUACACGGAACCAAGUGGAUGGGCGAACUGAAGUCAUUGUGCGACAACGCAGAGCGGAAGCUGGCAUCGACAGGAAAAGAGUUGGUCAGGGACACCCCUGCAAUACCGGGACAACCGCCGAAGCAACAACUACAUGCUGGUGAUCUAUACCUCUGCCCCGAAUCGCUGAACGCCUUCCAGGGGGCCCUUGGAGGUGUUUUGGAUGCGGUGGAUGCUGUCUUCCAGGGAACCAGCCUUGGUAGUGGCCCCUCCAGAGCUUUCGUCUGUAUCCGUCCGCCUGGUCAUCACUGCUCCGACGACUUUCCCUCUGGAUUCUGCUGGCUGAAUAACGUUCACGUUGGUAUCGAACACGCCAUGAUGACAUACGGCCUCACGCACGCAGCCAUCAUUGACUUUGAUCUGCAUCACGGAGAUGGCUCGCAAGCUAUAACAUGGGCGCGCAACAAAAAGGUUCAGAACAUGCCCAAGAAUACACCCAACUGGAAGAGGACCUCGAUCGGCUACUUCAGUCUACACGACAUCAACUCGUACCCUUGCGAAGACGGCGAUGACGACAAAGUUCAGGCCGCUAGUCUAUGUAUCGACAACGCACACGGCCAGUCCAUCUGGAACGUGCAUCUGCAAUCUUGGAAGACACCGGAGCAGUUCUGGGAAAUCUACGAAGAGAAGUACCUGGUACUGCUAGAGAAAACUCGCCAGUAUCUCAAACAUCACACCAACCGCCUCCGGGCUUCGCCAAAUCACCCUGCGCCCAAAGCAGCCAUCUUCUUAUCUGCUGGCUUUGAUGCGAGCGAGUGGGAAACUGCCGGCAUGCAACGACACAGUGUCAACGUACCUACCGAAUUCUACGCUCGAUUCACCCGCGAUGUAGUACGCUUGGCCCAAGAGGAGGGUACAUCUGUGGAGGGUCGUGUCAUCUCUGUCCUAGAAGGCGGUUACAGCGACCGAGCUCUUACCAGUGGCGUGUUCAGUCAUUUGAGCGGUCUUGUGGAUGGUCAAAUCUGGAAGGAGUCAGAACCAUCAAAGGGCCUCGCCUCCUCCAUGCGAAACAGACUGAGUGGACUUGGCAUCCAGGAUGAAGACGCUCCCAUGCAGUCUAUCGAGCCAGAGCUCACACCCGUCAGUUAUGAUCCUCUGUGGUGGCAGGCAAAUCAUCUAUCUGAGCUGGAGGGUCUCGUUCCCCCACCGCCUGUAACUGCCUCAAAGGUGACCCGCGCUGAACGCCUGGCCCAUUUCUCUUCACCCACACAGUCCUACGUCGCCAAAGUCGUGGAUCCAACAAAGAUCAAUCGUAGUCUUUCCGCCAAAUACGCUUCCAAUCCCUUGAGAGCGCCCACGCCACCGCCGCCAGAGGUUGACUGGGCUACCGCUGCACAUGCUUUGAGUAGUUUGCUAAUCCCCUCUGAUCGUCAAACCCGCAGUUUCAGGCCAGAAGAUCUAGCAGAAGUAAAAGCAAAGAAAGAGAAGCCGACCGCACCCGCCCCAACGGCGGUUCAUGUUGAAAAGUCGGGACGUCAAUUGCGUGGUCGUAAAGCUGCUCCAUCUUACGCUGAGCCUGGUUCCGACGACGAAAAGGGAUCUCGUCAGGAGUCACGAGCCAGUAGGCGCCAGACGAUUGCCGACUUUGCACCAGCCAGUUCAGAACCUUCAAUGCCAGCACACUCUGCUUCCCGCCGCAUGAGUAUCGCUUCCAGCGUCUCAUCAAUAGGAGACAACAGGAAUGUUCGUGCGCCAAGUGUAGCGGCAAGCCGAAGAGGCGUUGCACCUUCUGUAGCUUCAACCAAUGGAGUGGCUAUCAAGAAGGCUAGAGGAUCAACAACAACGACUGCUGCGGCAGCUCGCGCCCCUCAGCGUCCCGCAGCAGCAAGAGCGCCUUCCAGCUAUUCUGUCAAGGCGGGUGCGACCAAAGGAAAGGAGAACGACGGCGUCGAUGCACUCACUUCAGGCUUGAAGCGCAUCACAUUGAAGAUGCCCUCGAAGGAGGUGCAUGAUGCACGAGAGAAGGAGAAGGCUGAGAAGCAAAAGGCCUCUGAAGCACCAAAGAAAACCACUGCACGGAAACCACCAGCUGCUCGCGCUCCUCCCACAAAACCGACGACUAAACCUGCAGCGACUACUAAGAGGGGACCUGGUCGGCCAGCAAAGUCGUCGAAACCUGCAUCGCCUAUCCCUGAGGCCCCACAGAUGCAAGUUGCUGCUGGUGCACCUCUCGAACAACCCCAGCCAAUACAGACAGACUCGUCUAAUUUGCUACCACAGCCUACCGCGCCACAGCCUUUCCAGGAUGCGCAAAAUCCGAUGGAGCCUCCAGCUGUAGAUCGACGUAUUUCUGGUGGAAUCGUGCAGCCACCCACUGAGUUGCAUGAUAUGGCUAUAACACCGGAACAGAUCCGUGAACAACUCCCUAUGCCGUCCUUCGUCACUGUAACGGAGCCACUCUCGGAUGUCUCACCACCUUCUCGUGCCGAUACGCCCCCUCCCCCACCACCGUCGAAUAUUUCACAGUUCGUCAACUACACGGCGCAGAGCUUCGGUGGAAACCCAGACUUUGUAAACUCGCCACCGGACACGUCAAGCCCACAGGCAUCUGCGACUUUACAAUGGGUUGCCAAUACACACGCUGAGGACACGACCAUGCCUGGUGUUCCGCUCAUGUCACCGCCAAGCAAGAGGGCUGAUCUGCCUGUAUUUACAGCGAACGGCGCGAUACCGUUCGCAUCAGGCUCGAAUGAGUUGGAAAACGCGUCUAGGCCUGAGUACUCUGGUGUAGGUAUCAAGAACGAGGAGAAGGUCAGGGAUAUGUGGGAGGUCCCUGAUACGCCCGCUCGCUAA